AUGAAGUCAAAAAAGAAAGCUGAAAUACGUGAUAUACAAUCUAACGAAGAAUGGGAUCUCAUUUAUUUUCAUUCUACAGUAAUCGAUAUUUAUCAAGAAUGGGCUGGUCCGACAAUGGUUUUCGAAGAUAUUUUUGUUAAGCUAAAACGCAAUUUAACGCAAGCAGAAUAUUUAAUAUUCUAUUCGGCAAAUUGUGAAAAUAUUGAAUUAUUGAAACGUUAUCGUGAUUAUUGUGAACCGUUGCUACUUUUUUUCGGAAAUAAAAUAUUGGUACAUGUACAAUACCAUAUGAAUGCACCACAAAUAGAAAAAUCUAUUGAAGAACAACUUAGUAAAGAAUUACAAGCGAUUAAAGAAAAUCGUAAACGCGAACCUAUGGAUGAUUCAUUUUUAACGAAAUUCUCAGACAACAAUGGUAGUCAAUCAAUUGAAAACAAAGAAACGUUAUCGAAUGGACCUAUCUUAUAUAAAGAUGAAUCUGCAAGUUUACGGAGUUUAUUAAUGAAAACAGCAGAAAAAGUUGAUCAAGAUUAUUGGCUGAAUCCAGAUGUUGCACUGUUUGUUAUUAAACCUGAUCUUGUUGCUAAUGGAAAAAAAGAUGAAAUUCUCGAUUAUUUACGUAGUAAAGGAUUUCUCAUUCAUAUGCACGAGGACAAACUAUUAAACGAUGAUGAACUGAUAAACAUUUUUAAACCGGAUUCGAAUGUACUUGAUGAAUUCAUACGAUUUAUGUCGAGUGGUUCAAGUACUUGUGCUAUUGUAUCGAAAGGACAUACCGGACGAUCAACUUCAGAUGAUCUUCGCUAUAUCAUUGGUUCAAAUGAUCCAGAUUUAGCUAGAGAAAAUAAUCCUGAUUGUUUAACUGCACUUUAUGGAACUGAUAAUAUUCUAAAUGGUUUUUAUUCAAGUCAUACAAAUAACGAAGCAUUAAAAGAAAUUCAAAUUGUUUUCCCGGAAUAUCAACAACCUGUAAUUAAAGGAAAAUCUAUUGAUGAAUAUCCUCAUAAAACUGCAACAUUAUGUCUUCUUGGGCCUGCUCAUGUACGAUCAAGGAAAGAAGCUAUUAUUCGAGCAAUCAUACAACAUGGAUUUGAAGUACGCUACGAAAAAACGUAUACAUUUCGACCAGAUGAAGUUGAAUCACUCUAUAUAAAACAUCGUAAUGCCGAUGUUUUCAAGCCAUUAGUCGAAGCCUUUAUCGAUGGCCCUUGCUUGCUACUGUAUAUAGCCAAAGAAAACUGUGUGUCAGAUUUUUGUGAAUUGCUUGGCCCAUUUUUACGUGAGGACUUCAGUAAAAUGCCCGGAACACUCCGGCAUGAUUUUGAUGAAACGACAAUGCCUGUUACGACGAUUCAUGGUUCAGAAAGUAUCAUUGAUGCACGAAAAGAACUUGAACAAUUUUUUCCAUAUCAGCAAACACUAACAGUCAUUAAACCAGGUUUAACACCAAAUCAAAAAAAUGAUAUUUUUAAACGCUUAAAUUUAAAUGGCUUUACAAUUCUGAUGAAAGCAACAAGACAUCUAACAAAAGAUGUUCUUACUCAAUUCUAUGCUCGACAUCAAGGUUUACCUUGGUUUAAUGAUUUCAUUCAAUUUAUGAGCAGCGAUAUUUGUGAAAUAAUCAUUCUUGCACGAGAAGAUGCUGUUCAAGCUUUGCGUGAAAUAAUGGGUCCCGUUGAUCCUGUACGUGCGAAGACCGAUGCACCAGAAUCAAUUCGAGCAAUAUAUGGUUUGGAUAUAAUGCGCAAUGGUUUACAUGCAUCAUCAAAUAAUAAACAUGCACGUGAAGAAAUUCGAUUAUUUUUUCCUGAUUUCGAAUUCAUCAAAACUAAGCCGAUAACGUUUCAUUCAAAUGUUUUAACGACUGAUGCUACCAUCUCAAAUGAUUUACCAAUAACUGAUGAAAACGAUCUCUAUUAUCUUCAAUCGCAUGAAAUCAUGUAUGAAUUAGCUGUACAUACUCGUACAAAUGAGAAUGAAAAUGAGGAGUCAGCUGUUUUUCUUACAUUAAUGGGUAAAACCAAUGAAACUAAAAAACUUCUUCUUCAAUAUGCCGAUAAUAAUAUUCAUCCUUUACAAUCAAAUCAAAUUGAUCUAUUUCAUUUUAUUGAUCAAGAUGUUGGCGUUCCGAAACUGAUUAAAUUUUCACAUGAUGGACGAGGCUUUCCAAAAAAUUGGUCUUUGGCAAAUAUUGAAGUAACAAUUUCAUCUCGAAAUAAGAUAUUCAAAUUUGAUAUCAACGAACUAAUACUUGAAGAAAAACUUAGCUAUCCAAUCACUGAUAUUAUAGAUAUCGAACCUAAAACGAAUGGCAAUUGCGCUAUUACUAUACAAACAGGCAGUGCUAAAUAUGCAGGCACAUCAGCAGAUUGCAGCAUUCUUUUAUCCGGUUCACAAGGUGUUUAUGCAUUUCAACUACGCCGAUCAUUAACAAAUCGAAUACCGUUUCAAAAUCGAUACCGUGAUGUAUUUCUUGUUAACGUAGAUGAACAACUUCAUGAUAUACAAUAUAUUGUUCUUGAACAUAAUAAUGAAAAUUCUACACCUGCUUGGUUUGUUGAUUUUGUUAUUGUUAAAAUUUUACUCAGUCAACAAGAAUAUUUUUUUCCUGUGAAUCGAUGGCUGUCAAUAGAUUAUUUCGAUGGAAAAGCUAAAAUAAUAUUUUCUACAGACAAGCAAAAAAUCUCAUCGAAUGAAAUUAUUCGCUAUGAGGUUUGCAUUGUAACGGGCUCAAUGUUUGACGCAGCAACAUGUUCACCUGUUUGGAUAACAAUUAAUGGGACAAGGGGAUCGAUUGUUAAUAAAUAUUUAGAAAUUGCCGAAAAUGAGUCAUUUCCAUUUGAACCCAAUAAUCGUGAUUUAUUCAUUUUGUACGAUAUAGAUAUUGGUGAACUUAAUAAAUUGAUCUUAGGUCAUGAAAAUGGUAAUGCUGAACAAGGAUGGUUUGUUGAAUCAAUUGCAAUUCAUAUACCAUCCAAACAAUAUCAGAGUGAAAUAUAUAAGAUAAAUAAAUGGUUGAAUUCCAAACGAAUAGAUAGUGCACCGUUAGUUGAAAUUCAAAUACGAAAACCGAUGAAACUCAAUCGAAACAUAAAGCAUCAACAAGCAACCGUACCACAGCUAAUGUCUAAUACAAUAAUACAUUCAGUUCCUGAAUACGAAUCAUCCUACACAAUAUAUAUAUUGACUGAAGAUUUUCAAUCUGAUUUGAUCAAACAAAAUGUUUUUAUUGAUUUAAUUAAUGAAACAAUGUCUACCAAUUUUAUGCGAUUGAAUAGUAAAAUAGAAACUCGUGAAAAUUUAGAGCGUAAUGUUUUAGGACAAUUCAAAGCGUAUGGAUCACACAUUGGACAAAUCAAUAGAAUUCGUCUUCUUAUUCGUACACCUGAUCAAAUAACACGUUGGCUGCCUCGUUGUAUUCUUAUCAUAAUCGACGAUAGCCAACAAAUAUUUAAAUUUAAAAAUUCACAUUGCAUCAUACAUUCAAAUACAAAUGGUUUUCUAACUCUUAGUAUGGAAUUAGAAGAAUCUCAAAAUACCAAACAAUUAGAUAAUAUUGAAAAUCAAUUAGAAAAUCUUAAAGAUGAUUACACCAAAGAAACAAGAAAAAUUGUUAUCGAUAAACGCAAUUCAGAAACAUAUAAUAAAUAA
Molecule: messenger RNA, 3651 nt
Organism: Rotaria socialis
Lineage: Eukaryota; Metazoa; Rotifera; Eurotatoria; Philodinida; Philodinidae
Source: the annotation of a GenBank genome assembly